UUACCCCAACACUAGGGUUUCACAUCUUCCUCUUCCCCCCAUCACUCUCUCUCAAGGAAAACAAGAAAGAGAGAAGAAAGAAAAAUAAACCCCCCCACAUUAAUCUUAAGAGAGAGAGAGACUGAGAACGAAUAGCAAAGUAAAGAGAGAGAUUAAGAAAAAUAUCAGCUUUCGUUCUCCUUCUCUCUCCUCCAUUUCAGUAAUAAUCUCCUCCUCUAAUUCAGCUCUCUCUUGAUCCACUUCAUACUUUUUUUUCGUGUAAAGACUCGACUCGAUCUUUAAUUUAUUCUCUGAUGAACUUCGGAAGUCUCUUCGACAAUACAACCGGUGGUAUCCCCACUGGUUUGACUUACGGCAGCCACACCUCCGCAUCUACUGUUAUACCCAGCGGUGCUAUGUCUCAUGUAGCGGCGGCGAGCCUCUUCUCUCCUCCUAUCAAUACAAAAUCUGUUUACUCCUCUUCUGGCCUCUCUCUAGCUCUCGAGCAACCGGAGAGAGGAACAUCCAUGAGGAACAAUAACGAUAGUUUCGAUGGGAGUGGUAAUAAGAACAGGAAAAGCCGAGAGGAAGAGCACGAGAGCAGAUCUGGAAGUGAUAACGUCGAAGGAAUCUCGGGAGAAGAUCAAGACGCCACCGACGACGAUAAACCUCCAAAGAAAAAACGUUACCACCGACACACUCCUCAACAGAUCCAAGAGCUCGAAUCCAUGUUCAAAGAGUGUCCACAUCCAGACGAGAAGCAACGUCUUGAACUAAGUAAAAGACUUUGCUUGGAGACAAGACAAGUCAAGUUCUGGUUCCAGAAUCGUCGCACUCAGAUGAAGACUCAAUUAGAGCGGCACGAGAACGCGUUGCUGAGACAAGAGAACGACAAGCUAAGAGCUGAGAACAUGUCUAUACGCGAAUCAAUGAGGAAUCCAACCUGCAACAUUUGUGGUGGACCAGCCAUGCUCGGCGACGUCUCUAUCGAAGAACAUCAUCUCCGCAUCGAAAACGCUCGCUUGAAAGACGAACUCGAUCGCGUCUUUAACCUCACCGGUAAAUUCCUCGGCCACCAAAACAACAUCAAUCACACCUCUUCUCUAGACCUCGCCGUCGGCACCAACAACAGCAACAACAACAACGUCGGAAAUUUCGCUUUCCCUACUGACUUCGGCGGUUGCUUACCACCGCAGCAGCAGCAGCAGCCGACAGUGAUUAACGGUGUUGAUCAGAGAUCGGUUUUGCUGGAUCUGGCUUUAACAGCUAUGGAUGAGCUAGUGAAGCUCGCUCAGAGUGAUGAACCGUUGUGGGUCAAAAGCUUAGACGGAGAGAGAGAUGAGCUUAACCAAGAGGAGUACGUGAGAACGUUUUCGUCUGCUAAACCAAACGGUUUAGUUACUGAAGCUUCUAGAACGUCCGGUAUGGUCAUCAUCAAUAGCUUAGCGCUCGUCGAGACGUUAAUGGACUCGGACCGAUGGACGGAGAUGUUUCCGUGUAUCGUCGCAAGAUCCACAACCACCGACGUUAUCACCGGCGGAAUGGCCGGGACAAGGAACGGUGCACUUCAACUGAUGAAUGCGGAGCUACAAGUUUUGUCUCCGUUGGUUCCGGUUCGCAACUUGAACUUCCUCCGGUUCUGCAAACAGCACGCGGAAGGCGUGUGGGCUGUGGUGGACGUUUCUAUUGAUACCGUCCGGGAUAACUCCGGUGGAUCUGCGGUCAUAAUCAGACGAUUACCAUCAGGCUGUGUAGUGCAAGAUAUGUCUAAUGGAUACUCAAAGGUCACGUGGGUCGAGCACGCAGAGUACGACGAGAACCAAAUCCACCACUUGUACCGGCCAUUGCUUCGGUCAGCUCUUGGUUUUGGCUCGCAAAGAUGGGUCGCUACACUUCAGAGACAAUGCGAGUGUCUGGCCAUCCUCAUGUCCUCCUCCGUUACACCUCACGACGACACAUCUAUAUCGCCUGGUGGUCGGAAAAGCAUGCUGAAGUUAGCUCAACGUAUGACGUCCAACUUCUGCUCGGGCAUCUCUGCACCCUCUGUCCACAGUUGGAGCAAGCUCACUGUCGGAAAUGUCGAUCCGGACGUUCGAAUUAUGACCCGUAAGAGUGUGGACGAUCCGAGUGAGGCUCCGGGUAUCGUCCUGAGUGCUGCCACGUCUGUGUGGCUGCCGGCUUCGCCACAACGUCUGUUUGACUUUUUGCGGAACGAACGGAUGAGAUGUGAAUGGGAUAUUCUAUCUAACGGUGGUCCCAUGCAGGAGAUGGCCCACAUCGCCAAAGGUCAAGAUCAAGGCAACUCAGUUUCUCUGUUACGCUCCAACCCAAUGAACGCAAAUCAGAGCAGUAUGCUAAUUAUUCAAGAAACAUGCAUUGACGCAUCUGGAGCGAUGGUAGUGUACGCGCCUGUUGAUAUACCAGCCAUGCAUGUUGUCAUGAACGGUGGAGAUUCAUCCUAUGUUGCUCUCCUUCCUUCUGGUUUCGCUGUUCUCCCUGACGGAGGCUUUGACGGUGGCUCAAGAGACGGUGAACAGUGUCCGGUCGGUGGUGGGUCACUCUUGACAGUGGCGUUCCAAAUCCUUGUUAACAAUCUCCCAACGGCAAAACUCACGGUUGAGUCUGUGGAGACUGUCAAUAACCUAAUAUCAUGCACCGUCCAGAAGAUUCGAACCGCUCUUCAGUGCGAAAACUAAGCUUCAAGGCGGCACGUGAACUCUUGAGCGCAUGUGUGUUUGUUGUAUCUUUGAGUUUGUGAAUUUCAACUAUAUAAGUGUCAUGUACUUUGGUCUUUUAGUUAAGUUUGGGAGCGGGGGUGUCGAGUCAAGAACGAACCGCGCAGGUGGCGAAAUCCAACUCCUUUGUCACCGCGUUGAGACCACGUCGGGUUUGGUCUGAUCACGGUGGAGGAGUUGGUGGUUCGGGUAUUGACUAGGGUUGGAAACCCCCUUUUUUUUUUUUUUUUUUUUUGUUCAAAUGAAACCCCCUUUUUAUCAUUAUGUUUGUUUGGAGUAAUUUAGUAUUUACAUUAUCUUGUGCACUCAUGUAGCGAGAGUGAGCCACACGCUCCGUCGGAUGCGGGUAUGUUGUGUGGUUUUUGCCAACGCGCACUGGAACAUGGGUAGUAUGUCGUUGGACUUUGGAUGGAUCUGGUCCGUUUAUGUCUCGUGGUGUGCAUUAAAUGUGUUUGCAGGCUAACAUUCAUUUAAUGCUAUGUUUUUUUCCCUCUUGUCCGUGGCU
This is a messenger RNA of Raphanus sativus (radish), 3219 nucleotides long. Its product is annotated as homeobox-leucine zipper protein ANTHOCYANINLESS 2. The transcript is spliced from 9 exons. The coding region runs from base 294 to 2675 and encodes 793 amino acids. Gene Ontology annotation, molecular function: lipid binding; DNA binding; DNA-binding transcription factor activity, RNA polymerase II-specific. Gene Ontology annotation, biological process: regulation of DNA-templated transcription. The record is from RefSeq and is a predicted model, not a curated record. NCBI's taxonomy places the organism in Eukaryota, Viridiplantae, Streptophyta, Magnoliopsida, Brassicales, Brassicaceae.